Scomber japonicus (chub mackerel) is the source of this 519-nucleotide messenger RNA. RefSeq lists its product as uncharacterized. Lineage: Eukaryota; Metazoa; Chordata; Actinopteri; Scombriformes; Scombridae. Gene Ontology annotation, molecular function: hormone activity; endothelin B receptor binding. The coding region runs from base 1 to 519 and encodes 172 amino acids. Gene Ontology annotation, biological process: regulation of vasoconstriction; vein smooth muscle contraction; intracellular calcium ion homeostasis. Gene Ontology annotation, cellular component: extracellular region. The transcript has 5 exons. The record is from RefSeq and is a predicted model, not a curated record.
AUGGUGCAGAGCUUAGUCCUGAAGGCCUGGAGGAGUGAGCGGCUGCCAGAUGUGAAGGUGCGGGUGGAGGAUCCUGGCAGCGCUGUUCUUGAAAGUGCUGGAGCUCCUGGAUGCUCCUGCCAGAGAUCUCUUCAGACCUCUACCUUCUCUGUUAUGGGUCCCACGGCAGAGGAGGGUCCCACAGCGCAGCUCACACAUAUGGCCCACCGGCGAGAGAAACGCUGCUCAUGUGAGAAUCAGAAAGACAAGGAGUGUAUUUUCUUCUGCCACAUUGGCAUCGUCUGGGUCAACACCCCGAGCCAUGUGGUUCCUUAUGGAUUUGGCUCAGUGCGACUCAGGAGAGAACUCAGUCGCUGCCUCUGCGCAAACAGACAGGACGCCGAGUGUAUGAACUUCUGCUCCAUCCGGACACAAACAGAAGAAGAAAACGCAUUGGUGAAGAGGAAGACUGACAAGAAGAGAUUCAAAGCUGCGUUCUGGGAAAAGCGGAGCCGACAUGCACUCAAACAUCAGACCUGA